This is a messenger RNA of Setaria italica (foxtail millet), 1500 nucleotides long. RefSeq lists its product as uncharacterized. The record is from RefSeq and is a predicted model, not a curated record. Bases 1 to 1500 code for a protein of 499 amino acids. Lineage: Eukaryota; Viridiplantae; Streptophyta; Magnoliopsida; Poales; Poaceae. The transcript has 4 exons.
AUGGAGCUGCGGUCGGGGCGCCGCCUUGUCCCGCCGCAGAGAGGCGGCGUACGUCGCGGCGGCCGUGCUCCGCGCCAUACGGGCCUCGGCGGCGGCGGGGAUGACCGGCUCAGCGCCAUCCCCGAUGGGGAGCUGUCGUCGCGAGCCAUGGAGCUGCGGUCGGGCCGCCGCCUCGUCCCGCCGCAGGGAGGCGUCGUACGUCGCGGCGGCCGUGCUCGGCGCCACCGCGCCGACCGCCUCAGCGCCCUCCCCGACGAGAUCCUGCUGCAAGUCCUCGCCGCCCUCGGAUCCACCGCGGCGGCCGCGCGCACGACCGUCCUCGGCCGCCGGUGGGCCGGCCUCUGGCCGGAGCUCCACGUGCUGGCGCAGGCCUUCCGCGGCGUCGAGCCCGCAUGCACGUUCCGCGACGUGCUCGCCGGGGGCCGCCGCCGCCCGGACACCAGGCACCUCGUGCUCCACGUCUCCAGGCGGGACGACGGGGUCGUCACCGCCGCGGAGGUCACCUCGCUGCUCCGCGCCGCCGAGAAGCACAGGCCGCCGGAACUCACCCUCAUCGUGGGCGGGGCAAGCGAGGAGGACCGCCGUCUCCCGUUCGAGCUCCCUUGCUUCGCGACGGCGACCUACAUGGAGCUCCAGAUCUGGAGGCGGAGCUUCACCCUGCCGCCGGCCGGUGAGUUCACCCGCCUAGAGAGGCUGUCUAUCUCCCUCUGCGUCGUCGACCCUAGCGUCUUCCUCGACCGCUGCCCAUGCCUGCGCAAGCUUGUCAUGGACGGCUACUGGGAGCAGGACGCAGUCGCCGUCCGCUCGGAGUCGCUCGAGGAGGUCGUCAUCAAGGACUUGCCUCUCGCCGGCGGCGGCGGCGGCGCGUCGCGGCGUGUCGACGUCGUGGCCCCACUUCUCAAAAAGGUCACGCUGUUUUCCUGUGGGAAGCGGGGCCUGGUCAUGAAGUUCUCGGACUCGUCCAAUAAUGUUGAGAACCUCUCGUACAAGUAUUACUCCAUGUCGUCUUGUUCCGUUGGGUCUGGUUGCUGGCGUCUCAAGGGUCUGGACAUGGCCAUGGCGGUCGAGUCAUCGAGCAGCGGAUACGGGCCGGCCAAUCUUGUCCGCGUGCUUUCGCUGGAGAUCAUAGCCCUCAACGAGCCGUAUCAUGCUCGUGUGAACCGGAUCUUUGCUGAAGAAAUAGCAUGCCUCCCAGCGAAGAACUUCUCUGUUUUGAAGCUGGAACUGCCUCUACUGGAUGGGUUUGUUGUUGGGCCACUUGUGUUUCACCUGCUCAGCACUGUCAGUGUUAUUCAAAAGCUGCAGAUGGUCCUAUCUCCAAUCGCGACAUCGUAUGCCCGAAGGGGUUCUCGCAUCCGGGUAGAUCAAGAUACCUCCUUCACUGAGCUUGAAGAGGUCGACAUCCAUGGCUUCGAUUGUUUUUUGAAUGGGAUUCUUGAGGAAUGUGAAGACAAUCUGCCCCAAGGCCCGUCGCAUGUAGGCGGUAUGAUUGGCUGCUAG